This is a messenger RNA of Colletotrichum siamense, 3774 nucleotides long. It is a transcript of the gene AHK5-1, whose product is annotated as Histidine kinase 5. Gene Ontology annotation, biological process: protein autophosphorylation; phosphorelay signal transduction system. The coding region runs from base 1 to 3774 and encodes 1257 amino acids. Gene Ontology annotation, molecular function: histidine phosphotransfer kinase activity; phosphorelay sensor kinase activity. The transcript has 6 exons. Lineage: Eukaryota; Fungi; Ascomycota; Sordariomycetes; Glomerellales; Glomerellaceae. The record is from RefSeq and is a predicted model, not a curated record.
AUGAACAAGAUAUCUGAAGGCGCCCGUGAGUGGGAGACAUUCAAAUAUGAUUCUUUCCACAUUCCCAGUGCCGUCUUCAACAGCCCCGACCGCCCGAUCCCGUUCUCGGCUCUCUCGUCGUCGCCCGACACAGGCCUCACUGCCUUUGCGCAGCUGGGAGCCCUGCGACUGAACGCCUCCCGCGCCCUCAUCUCCCUCUUCGACCGCCAGCACCAAUACAUUGUCGCCGAGGCCACCAGAUCUGUGCCUUUGACCCCGAACGCAAAAUACCCCUCAGUAAACCACCUCUGGCUUUGCGGGACUGCCAUUCCACGCGCUUUUGGAAUUUGCGAACAUGUUCUCGUCGGAGCAACUCGUGAGGAGGUGCAGGCCGGCGGCCCCGUGGCCAGUGACGACGAACUUCCUGUGGCCGUAGUCCCAGACCUUGGCGCUGACCGGCGCUUCUGUAACCGCCCAUACAUCGACGCGGCUCCGUAUAACCGCUUCUACGCAGGUGUUCCGAUUCGCUCCCCAAAAGGCAUCAACAUUGGCGUCUACUGCAUUUUCGAUGACCGCCCAAGGGCUGGGCUCGAUGCCGACUCGGUGCAAUUCAUGAGAGAGAUUUCCCAGACGGUGAUGGAUUAUUUGGAGUCGAGGAGGGUGAACGAGAGCUAUCGUCGCAGCGAACGCAUGGUCUAUGGCCUGGGCGAUUUCAUUGGAGGCAAAGAUGAGACCCCGCCAACCACUAAACCCCCGUCGCCGAGAUCUUCAUCGAAUGGGUUUGACACCCCGGCGACGUCGCCGCCGGAGGAGCCACCGUCGCCGAAAUCUGGACCCAUCGAAGCCAUUCGACCGAAUAUCAACCCAAUCAGUCGAGAUCCUGCCGCCUCCCCGUCCAAAAUCGACUCGAGUGAUUCCGUCGAGACCACCGCAUCGACCGCGACCAUAGCUACAACAACAUCAAGCUCUGCGCCCCCAGACCCUCGUUUGACGGAAACUAUCAAGAUCUUCUCACGGGCCGCCAACGUCAUUCGCAAGUCUUUGGAAGUAGAUGGUGCACUUUUCCUCGACGCCAGCAUUGUGUCAUUCGGCGGUCUCGUUAGCGGUCCUCGUAGGGCGAGCGAAGUCGCGGAUAAUCGCUUUUCCAGUAGUGACGACAGCAUGUCCGAGAGAUCUGAGGAUGCCAAUGACAGAUGGUGCAAGUGUUUCGGCAGAUCGUCCACGGUGGAAAGCGUCAUGAAUAGCGGCGAAAUCCCUCAGUUCGGCCGGAAGACAUUGCGAGAACGGUUCCUUAAGAAGUUGCUGCGAAGAUACCCCAACGGCAAGGUCUUCAGUUUCGAUGAAAUGGGACAAUGGAACCACGUUGACUCUGAAGGUGACGACACGGACCUUACUCCGACAGAGGAUAACGAGCAGUUGACCCGACCCGAGACCCGAGCGGCGCACUCGUACUUUACACGACGAAACGAGGCGAAAACGAUUGUAGACAUGUUUCCUGGGGCGAGAAGCGUAGCAGUGGUACCGUUAUGGGAUCCUUCGAAAGAGCGCUGCUACGCUGGAGGGUUUGUGUGGAGCAAAAGCGCGUCUCGCAUUCUCACCGCGGAUGCCGACUUGCCGUACUUACGUGCAUUUGGCAUGGUUACAAUGGCAGAGAUUAUUCGUCUAGACGCCAUCAUUGCGGAGAAGGCAAAGACAGACAUCCUUGGGUCACUCAGCCAUGAGCUCAGAUCGCCGCUUCACGGUGUCGUUGCUGCGGCGGAGCUGCUUCACGAUACUCAGCUUGACGCAUUCCAAGUGGACGUCAUCCACACCAUUGAAAUCUCGGGCAAAACCCUGCUCGAUACAAUUGAUCACCUGCUUGAUUACAGCAAAGUCAACACCUACCUGCGAGCUUCUAGGUCUCAGAGACGUAACAACGGACCGGGACGCGGGUUGCGCCCGGAGGCAUCAGCUUCCAUCGAGUCAGGCAUGAUGACAUUGGUCUCCGACGUACACCUUGACUUGCUUGUCGAAGAGGUCAUCGAGAGUGUUUUCAUCGGCCACAGCUUCCAGCAUAUGGUUGCUUCUCAGCUGGCACGCCAUGGCACAGCUUCCGGGCCGCCUACACCUGCUCAAGAGAAGUUGGACGCCAUUGCUUCCAGCGAGGGCCUCGGCCACAAAAGAAAGCCUUCGGAGACUCAGCCUGCCAACUUGAAGGACGUCAAGAUUCUCGUCGACAUUGAUCCGAACUUUUCGUGGGUCUUCCAUUCCCAGCCCGGCGCACUUAGACGGAUUAUCAUGAACCUGUUCGGCAACGCUCUUAAAUACACAUCGAGCGGCUUCAUCAAGGUCCAACUCAGACAGGAAGAAGUGGUUCAUAAGUCGGCGAGGUCAGCAUCCAUGGUUGUUCUUACCGUAACAGACUCCGGCAAGGGCAUUAGCGAGGAUUUCCUACGCAACAAGCUCUUUACCCCCUUCUCUCAAGAGGAUGCCUUGGCUCCGGGCACGGGUCUUGGAUUGAGUCUGGUAAGGCAAAUUGUUGCAACACUCGGCGGCACGAUCAGCGUCAAGAGUCAGCUUGGCCAUGGAACUAGCAUGACCGUGUCAAUGCCACUCGUGCUUUCACGCAAGGCGUCUAGCCGCGGACGUAAAUUCUCAGCGGACUUGAGCUCCCUAGCCGGCAGGAGACUCUCUGUCCGCGGGUUUAGUCGGGGUCUUGAUAGCUCAGAAGAGCUUCGUGCCGGGGGCCAUGAUCUCCCGGUCGAGAGUCUUCCGCUCAAGUGGCUGGAUGUGAGCAUCACGGACGAAAGUACAGGAGCUGCCUCUUCUCCGGCGGACCUCACACUUUGUAGUGAAGAAGCAUUCCGGAAGCUUGACGCGUCUCACAGCAGGGGCAAUGAACCACCACUGGUAGUCGUUUGCGCCAAUGCCGAGUCAGCUCAAAAGCUGGCGACCUCCUACAGGCGGUCUCGUCAACAGACAGUGAUGGAGUUUAUCGCACAACCCACCGGACCACGAAAAGUCGCGAAGGCCCUUGCUUGUGCUCUUGAUCGAUGGCAGCAGCGACAGGCUGUAAAGCUUGUGGCUGCGGGGCCGGAUGCCAUGUCCGGGCCUCUCACGCCCAACAGCGCGUUGAGGGCGGAACUGUCCCCAGGGCGUAAGAGGGCUCAAUCUGAGAGCAUCAAGAGUGUUAGGAUGGCCACGACCCCAGACGAAAUCAUCACGCAAUCACCGCUCGAUAACUGGAUCGCCCAGCCUGAUCCGGAUUUCACACUGAAACUUCCCUUCCGCCCCGCCGCGAAGGCCGCUGGCGUCGCAUCGACCGCAUCCCCAGCAUCAACGCCUGGCACUGCUACACCUCCUGUGCUUGCGUCUUCAUCAAUGGCCAAGACCAUAAAUCAACAACAAGAGUUCCUUCUGGUGGACGACAAUCCAAUCAAUCUUAAAAUUCUAUCAGCAUACAUGAAGAAACUGAACAAGAAACAUACUACAGCGACAAACGGGCUGGAAGCUUUGCAAGCCUACACCGCGCAGCCCAACAGAUUCUGUUGCAUUCUCAUAGACAUUACAAUGCCCGUCAUGGACGGACUUGAGGCUACGAGGCGGAUUCGAAAGUUUGAAAGAGCCCAUCACCUUCCGCCUGCGGUGGUCAUCGCCAUUACCAGCUUGGGGUCGGCCAGCGCGCGACAGGAGGGCUUUGCUAGCGGCAUGGAUCUCUUCCUCACGCGGCCAGUGACCAUGACGGAGCUGGUGAAGAUCCUCAAGCAGAGGAAACUAGUUGAUGACGAUACGGAAAAGCAGGUCCUUGGAAAGUGA